GGGCGACAUAGAAGCAAAUUUGAAACUGCUGGCUAAAGAUAAUCGUAAAUACAGUAAGAUUGUUAUUCAUGUCGGCGGUAAUGACACCCGGUUACGCCAAUCGGAGGUCACCAAAGUUAGUGUGGCAUCGGUGUGUAACUUUGCCAAAACCAUGUCGGACUCCGUAGUUUUCUCUGGACCCCUGCCUGAUCUGACAAGCGAUGAUAUGUUUAGCCGUAUGGCAUCGUUUCGCCGCUGGUCGUCUACGUGGUGUACUGCAAACGACGUUGGCUUUAUAGACAAUUGGAGCUCUUUCUGGGGAAAACCUGGUCUGAUUAGGAGAGACGGCAUCCAUCCCACGUUGGCUGGUGCAGCUCUCAUUUCUAGAAAUAUGGCUGAUUUUAUUAGAACUCCUAAAGCAUGACAACCCAGAGUUCAGACCAGGAUGCAGAGUUGUAGUCUUCCACACCUCUCUGCAGUUUCCUCUCAGCUGUCACCCUCCAGUAAAUCACUUAGCUUUAUUGAGACUGUGUCUGUCCCCCGACCACCAAAAUUCAAUAAAUUAAGCAAAUCAAAACUAAACAAAAGACAUAGUAACCAUAAAAAUCUAAUUAAAAUUAAUACCACUAUUUCAACUGAGCGAAGAAACAGGACAAUUAAAUGUGGUCUGUUAAAUAUUAGAUCUCUCUCGUCUAAAUCUCUGUUAGUAAAUGAUUUGAUAACUGAUAACCAGAUUGAUUUGUUCUGUUUGACUGAAACCUGGUUGCAGCAGGAAGAAUAUGUUAGUCUAAAUGAAUCAACUCCUACUAGUCAUACUAACUGUCAUGUUCCUCGAAUUACGGGCCGAGGAGGAGGAGUGGCAGCAAUUUACCUCUCUAGCUUAAAAAUGAACCAGAGACCUAAACCUAGUUACAGUUCAUUUGAAAAUCUUACUCUCAGUCUCUCUCAUCCAGAUUUAAAAGCUCAGAAACCAGUUUUAUUUGUUGUUGUAUAUCGUCCUCCUGCUCCUUACUCUGAGUUUUUAUCUCAAUUCUCAGACUUUUUAUCUGAUUUAGUGCUCAGCUCAGAUAAAGUCAUUAUUGUGGGUGACUUCAACAUUCAUGUUGACGUGGACAGUGACAGCCUUACGACUGCUUUUAAUUCAAUAUUAGACUCAAUUGGGUUUUCUCAACAUGUAAAUAAACCAACUCAUAGUUUUAAUCAUACCCUCGACCUCGUUCUGACUUAUGGCAUAGAAAUCAAACAGUUAACAGUAUUUCCCCGGAACCCUCUUCUUUCUGACCAUUUUAUGAUAACAUUUCAAUUUACAACAAUAGAUUGUAUAGGAGUUAAGAAUAAAUAUCAUUACAGUAGAUGUCUGUCUCACAAUUCGGUGACUAAAUUUAAGGAAAUAAUACCCUCUCUAUUUAGUCCAGCACCACUUACUGAUAUAAUGGAAGGGAAAUAUUAGAAUUUUAUCCCCACAGAAGUGGAUUAUAUUGUUAAUAAUGCUGCAGCCUCACUGCGUACAACACUUGAUAGUGUUGCACCUGUAAAAAAGAAAGUUCUAUCUCAGAGAGGACCUGCUCCUUGGUAUAAUUCCCAGCUGCGGACUUUAAAGCAGGCGUCCCGAAAGCUGGAAAGGAAGUGGUACUCCACUAAUUUAGAGGAAGUUUAUGUAGCUUGGAAAAAAAGUCUAGUAAUUUAUAAAAAAGCUCUUCGUAAUGCCAGGACAACAUAUUAUUCAUCUUUAAUAGAGGAAAACAAGAACAACCCCAGGUUUCUCUUCAGCACUGUAGCCAGGCUGACAAAGAGUCAGAGCUCUGUUGAAACUUGUAUUCCUUUAGCUUUGAGCAGUAACAACUUCAUGAGCUUCUUUACAAAUAAAAUUAUUACGAUUAGAGAAAAAAUUAACCUGGCCCUUCCUGCAAAUGUCACAGAUGUAUCAUCGAGUACAGAUACUUUAGAAUUGGCUGUAAGACCAGAUGGAUAUUUAGAAUUUUUCACCCCCAUACAUCUCUCUGAACUCAUUUCAAUAGUUUCUACAUCCAAACGAUCAACAUGUCUUUUAGAUCCUAUCCCAACUAGACUGUUCAAGGAGGCUUUACCUUUAAUUAAUUCCUCAAUGUUAGAUCUGAUUAAUCUCUCUCUAGUAACAGGUUAUGUACCACAGGCUUUUAAGGUUGCUAUAAUCAAACCUUUACUUAAAAAGCCCACUCUAGAUCCAGAUGUUUUAGCCAACUAUAGACCAAUUUCCAACCUCCCAUUUCUCUCUAAAAUUCUGGAAAGAACAGUUGCAAAUCAAUUAUAUGAACAUUUACAAAGGAAUAGCCUGUUUGAAGAGUUUCAGUCAGGCUUCAGAGUGCAUCAUAGCACAGAAACAGCUCUGGUGAAAGUUACUAAUGACCUUCUCAUAGCGUCAGAUAAUGGACUGGUCUCUAUACUUAUUUUAUUGGACCUUAGUGCAGCAUUCGAUACAAUCGACCACAAACUUUUAUUACAGCGACUAGAACAUUCUAUUGGCAUUAAAGGGACAGCACUGGACUGGUUUAAAUCCUACUUAUCAGACAGGUUCCAGUUUGUGCAUGUCAACAAUGACUCUUCUGAGCAUACUAGGGUUAAUCAUGGAGUUCCUCAGGGUUCUGUCUUAGGACCAAUACUGUUCACAUUAUACAUGCUUCCCUUAGGCAACAUUAUUAGGAAGCACUGUAUUAAUUUCCAUUGUUAUGCUGACGACACUCAAUUGUAUUUAUCUAUGAAGCCAAAUGAAACUAAUCAGCUAGCUAGACUGCAAGAUUGUCUUAAGGACAUAAAGACCUGGAUGACCUAUAAUUUCUUACUACUAAAUUCAGACAAGACUGAAGUCAUUGUAUUUGGCCCCAAACAUCUUAGAGAAUUGCUUUCAAAGCAUAUAGUUACUCUGGAUGGCAUUACAUUGGCCUCCAGUACUACUGUGAGGAACCUCGGUGUUAUCUUUGACCAGGACAUGUCCUUUAACUCGCACAUAAAACAAAUCUGUAGGACUUCCUUUUUCCACCUGAGAAAUAUUGUGAAAAUCAGGAACAUCCUGUCUCAGAGUGAUGCAGAAAAACUAGUCCAUGCAUUUGUUACUUCUAGGCUUGACUACUGUAAUUCCUUAUUAUCAGGUUGUCCCAAUAGCUCUCUGAAACAUCUACAGCUGAUCCAAAACGCUGCAGCCAGAGUACUGACGGGAGUUAGCAAGAGAGAUCAUAUUUCUCCUAUAUUGGUUUCUCUUCAUUGGCUCCCUGUUAAAUCUAGAAUAGAAUUCAAAAUCCUUCUUCUGACAUAU
Amphiprion ocellaris (clown anemonefish) is the source of this 3268-nucleotide messenger RNA. RefSeq lists its product as uncharacterized. Lineage: Eukaryota; Metazoa; Chordata; Actinopteri; Pomacentridae. The transcript has a single exon. Gene Ontology annotation, molecular function: catalytic activity. The record is from RefSeq and is a predicted model, not a curated record. Bases 425 to 1429 code for a protein of 334 amino acids.